ACACUUUUGAGGUGUAUUAUGGGUAAAGUUAGUCAUGCCCAGGCUUCCUACGUCUUGCGUUCUCCCAAGAUGGCGGCUGGGCCGGCAUCUCUGGUUACCUCUAAAUGGAUUAGGGCUGCUUUUGCGAUUGCAACCAAAUUGCACUUGGGUAAUACAUCUCUUAACGGCAGCAGCUUUACUCGUUUUUCCACCAAGUCAGCUCUCCCUGUUCUUACUUUGUACACCAAGCAUGUCUGCCCACUUUGUGAUGAAGCCAAGGUUGCCAUAGAGAGCUACAGACACAGGUUUCAGUUUGAAGAAGUGGACAUCAAAGCAAAAGGAAAUGAAACAUGGUUUGAGAAAUACAGAUAUGAAAUUCCUGUAUUCCAUUUAAAUGGAUCAUUUCUCAUGAAGCACAGGGUGAAUGAAGAGGUAUUGGAGAGGGAAUUAAGUAAAUUUGAAGAACAACAAAGAGGCUAGAGAAAGAUGACCUUCAAAGAAUAAGAUAAUACCAUACUUCACAGCAUCACAAUAGGAAAUCAUCUAAAACUGCUUUUCUAAGAUUGGCAAAGAGUACUCUCCAGAAGAGAAAGGAGUUACUUUUAAGGUAUAGAAAGUGAGGGUAAUGUGCGUGUCUUUCCCAAGAAAAUGUUACAAUGACUUAUCCUGCUCAAAAUGAACUCUUUUUGAUCAAAUUCUUGUAGUAAAGUCAAAAUUACAUGCAAUGUUCAACUGAAUAUUUAUGUCUUCUGAUCAGUCUUCAAAUAGUGAAAGAAAGUGGAAAGCUUUAUUACAAUAUUUUCUUUUCUUAUGGGACUGCAAAAACAUUAUAAUUUCUUUAAUAAGUGUUUUGCAUAAUAAGUUGCAAGGAAAAUCAAUAUUUGACAUUAAAUAAAACUAAUAUACUGUAUAACUAAUAAAUAAUUUAUAUACUACAAUUUUCUUGUUGUCACUUAUAUGUCUAACAACUCCUUGACAAUUACUAAUACUUACAAAAUGGACAAGCAUCACCUUAGGUGAAAAUAUCAUAUUUAUCCUUAAAAGUUAAAAAGUUUCUUUAAUUUAAGUAAAUAUAGAGUAGUUUGUAUGAUGACUAGCUUAUAAUUUCUCCUACAGUAUCACUCCUGAAUCAAAAACUGAGGUCAUGAGAAUAAAGGAUUUAAAAUAAUUCUCCUUGUCAGCAUCUUAGGAAAUGUAUAGAGAACAGUAUGGAGAAUAUGCAUACUGAUGUUGGGGUGUAAAUUAACACACUUAGUGACUUACACUGCCCUUUAAGUCAUCAGGAGCAAGACUAAAACUAAUGAAGACUCGAUUCAAAUUCAAGGAAUAUGAUACUAGCAAACUCCAGGUAGUAAGGAAAAGGAAAAUUGAUGCACCAUGCAUGGGACUGCAGUGUUUUGUAUUUAAAUCUACAGGUUUUUUUCGAAUUAAGCUAUUUCUGCACAUACAAUUUCUUAAGAAAGUUUGGCGCACAGA
Molecule: messenger RNA, 1455 nt
Organism: Pocillopora damicornis (cauliflower coral)
Lineage: Eukaryota; Metazoa; Cnidaria; Anthozoa; Scleractinia; Pocilloporidae
Product: glutaredoxin-like protein C5orf63 homolog
Source: RefSeq, a predicted model, not a curated record